Molecule: messenger RNA, 587 nt
Organism: Drosophila arizonae
Lineage: Eukaryota; Metazoa; Arthropoda; Insecta; Diptera; Drosophilidae
Gene: mago
Product: mago, exon junction complex subunit
Biological process (GO): RNA splicing
Cellular component (GO): nucleus; catalytic step 2 spliceosome; exon-exon junction complex
Source: RefSeq, a predicted model, not a curated record
CAACAACCCUGAAAAUAGCCACAACGUUGUGAGUAAAAGUAGAUGCCGGAAGAAAAACAAAUUUUCAUUAGAUAAAAGCCACAGAAACCUGGUAUAAAUGUCAACGGAAGACUUCUACUUGCGCUACUAUGUUGGCCACAAAGGAAAGUUCGGGCACGAGUUCCUCGAGUUCGAGUUCCGGCCAGAUGGAAAACUCCGCUAUGCCAACAAUUCCAACUAUAAAAAUGACACCAUGAUCCGCAAGGAAGCGUUUGUACAUCAAUCUGUGAUGGAAGAGCUAAAGCGCAUCAUAAUCGACUCGGAAAUCAUGCAGGAGGACGAUUUGCCGUGGCCUCCACCAGAUCGCGUUGGCCGACAGGAACUGGAAAUUGUCAUUGGCGACGAGCACAUCUCCUUUACCACCUCAAAAACAGGAUCACUGGUGGACGUCAAUCGGUCCAAGGAUCCAGAAGGCUUGCGUUGCUUCUAUUAUUUGGUACAGGAUUUAAAGUGUCUGGUCUUCUCCCUCAUCGGUCUCCACUUCAAAAUUAAACCCAUAUAAAACUUCUCCCAAAACAGCAUUCAAACACAUUUACAUAUAUACUCUA